Molecule: messenger RNA, 420 nt
Organism: Procambarus clarkii (red swamp crayfish)
Lineage: Eukaryota; Metazoa; Arthropoda; Malacostraca; Decapoda; Cambaridae
Source: RefSeq, a predicted model, not a curated record
AUGAAGUGCCCAGUUAUAUUUAUCGAUGUGAAUUCUUCUUUGAUGAAUUACAAUACUCAGGCUGAUCAAGGUCAAGAACCACAUGAGGAACCACAUGAAGAACCACAUGAGGAACCACAUGAGGAACCACAUGAGGAACCACAUGAGGAACCACAUGAAAAACCACAUGAGGAACCACAUGAGGAACCACAUGAAGAACCACAUGAGGAACCACAUGAGGAACCACAUGAAGAACCACAUGAGGAACCACAUGAGGAACCACAUGAAGAACCACAUGAGGAACCACAUGAGGAACCACAUGAAAAACCACAUGAGGAACCACAUGAGGAACCACAUGAAGAACCACAUGAGGAACCACAUGAGGAACCACACGAGGAACCACAUGAAGAACCACAUGAGGUACUAGGAGAAGGCAAUUAA